Cornus florida is the source of this 1828-nucleotide messenger RNA. RefSeq lists its product as uncharacterized. The record is from RefSeq and is a predicted model, not a curated record. The transcript has 2 exons. Lineage: Eukaryota; Viridiplantae; Streptophyta; Magnoliopsida; Cornales; Cornaceae. Bases 947 to 1312 code for a protein of 121 amino acids.
GAUCUGUAUGGAUGAGUUACUAGUCUCGUCUUUCGGGAGAAAUAGGAGUUCCCCAAGGCUCAAUCCUACUGCUGCUACCAGCCCUGCCAACUCCUCCCAAACUCGGGAGUCCGCCCAGGAGAGAGCGUAGGGAAAGAGGCUUUCAUUUGAGAAGAGCAAUGAUACUAACUUGGAUGAUGUUCCUUUGUCCCACAGAGUAAUGGCCUCUAGCUCUACCGAUCCGGCCGCUCGGACUGGUACACUUGCUUCGGCUGCUGCGACCGGUGGGGCAGAGGGGACUUCAUUCGUUCCCUCUACUGUGGCCCCAUGGAUCCCUAAGAUGAUCAGGUCUGACGGUUCUUUGGUCACUCCAUGUUAAAGGAGCGCUUAGGCUCCAAAAAAGUCCUAGGCUCAGCUAAAGCGCCUCAACCCACUACAGACCAGGCUCCCUCAAUCAGGUUCACAUAAAGCCCUCGGGCUCAUGCUUUUUAGUAGGCUCUAGGCUUAAAAAAGGCACGCCUUGUAUUUUUUAAUCAUUUAUUCAUAUCAUUUUCUUUUUUUACUUAAUGACUAAUAAAUUAAAGUUCUAUAUCAUAUAUCAUAUUGUUUAACCUUAUGAAAUUUUUGACAAAAUUCAUAAAUUUAUGGUUCACUUCUUACAUUAACUGCAAUUACUGCAUAAUUAUGAAUAUAUAUAAUAAUAUAUGUUUAAAUAUGUAUUAUUAUAUACAUAUGCCUUGCUUCGAUCAGGCUGACGCCUUAUACCGGGCCUUGCGCUUAGGCUCCAAAAGGCCUUUGGUGCCUUAGUGCGCCUUAAGCCUAUAACAGCUAUGCUCCCAACAAUACCAUGUUCAAGAACGAACCAACCGCUUUGGCCUACUAUUCCCACGUGUGGUCCCUUCGUGACGUACAGGUGCAGAGAGUGAUGUCGCGAACAGAGAUGUUUACACGGUUUUCUGUUUAGGCUAUGGAGUUCAAGAUGGUCACUAUGCAGAGGGCUCUUGAGAUAGCCAAUCAAAAGGUGAUCACUCUCUCUUCAGGCUAUAAGAAGUUAUCUGUUGACAUGAAGAAUGCCAAGACAGAACUGAGAGAAUCAGAGCUCAAGCAUUCUGGCCUUAAGAAAGAGAAAGAUAGCCUCCAAGGAGCUCCUCUAGAAGACGAGCGGGGCGCUCGGUCUGCUAUGGAUAAGAAGGCUUCUGACGAUCGUACUGCCCUCCUUGGUGUGACGAGCAGGGUUGAGGGUGGUGUCAAAGCUCUUCACGCUCACUUCUCUUAUGCGUAUGCUCAGGGGUACAGAGAUGGAUUCACAGAUUGCUCCCUUCCAAAAGGAUAGAGGAGGUCCUAUCAGAAUCCAGAUGACUGUGAUCGUGACCUCUGGAUUGAACCUCUUGGAUCUUACAUCGAUCCUGUUCCUGAUAAGGCUGAGCUUGUCUUUAGGGAGUGCAAGGUGAUCGUCACUUCUAAGGUCAUUCCCCCUAUCUCGGUUGUCCAGCCUCUCAACGCUACACCUCAUCCACAGACUGGGGUGCUGGGUGGUCAGACACUUGAUGGUCAGACUUUAGCUCCUUCCGAGAAUGUGGUUGAUUUGGAUUCUCCCUCUCGUGGAGAUGAUCCUCAAGAUGAUAUGGAGUAUGCUCAGGAGGGCAAUUUGACUGUCUAGGGCUUAUUUUCUUUCUUUUUGGGUUGAUUUUGUAAUGUGAACACCCGUUUUGUGUUUUGAUGAAUGAUAACGGGAUGCUUGGAUUUUAUUUUGCUUUUUACUUUCUUCUUUCUGUUUGGGAAUUUCCAAGUAUCCGGCAUUCGGCAAAUAAAGCCACUUGCUACUAGUUUUUUAACAAAUUUUCACAAG